Molecule: messenger RNA, 2964 nt
Organism: Geosmithia morbida
Lineage: Eukaryota; Fungi; Ascomycota; Sordariomycetes; Hypocreales; Bionectriaceae
Product: N-methylhydantoinase A/oxoprolinase/acetone carboxylase, beta subunit
Exons: 6
Coding region: 1-2964 (987 amino acids)
Biological process (GO): glutathione metabolic process
Cellular component (GO): cytosol
Molecular function (GO): 5-oxoprolinase (ATP-hydrolyzing) activity
Source: RefSeq, a predicted model, not a curated record
AUGCCUUCUCCAAGAUUCAGAAUUGGGGUUGACGUCGGCGGGACAAACACGGAUGGUGUGAUUCUUGACCCUACAAACUCUUCUGGCCAAGACCGAGGCAUCAUCGCCUGGAAAAAGUCAAGCACGACUCGGAACCCUAGCGAUGGCAUCAACAAUGUUAUCCGAGAGAUGUUUGAACAGUCCAGCGUCGACCCACAGAGCGUGGCCAGCGUAACCAUCGGCACGACGCAUUUUAUCAACGCAGUUGUGGAGAUGGACCAGUCACGACUUGCAAAAGUUGCCGUCCUACGACUGUGUGGUCCGUUCUCCAAGGACAUACCAAUCGGAAUAGAUUGGCCGCCUCGUCUUCGAGACAUCGUCUGUGGCCACCGAGGCCUUAUAGACGGUGGAUUGGAAAUUGACGGCAGCUUGAUUUCAGAAUUGGACGAGAAUGAGGUGCGGCGACAGGCCGAAGUCAUCAAGUCUAUGGGUAUCAAGAGCGUCGCAGUCGUCGGUAUCUUCAGCCCUAUCGAUAUUGUCUAUAGACAAGAAGAAAAGGCUGCCGAAAUAAUAAAAGGCAUAUAUCCCGAGUGUGACAUUGUCUGCUCCAAGUAUGUAGCCAACAUCGGCUUUCUUGAGCGGGAAAACGCCGCUAUCCUCAACGCCUCCAUCUUGCCCUUUGCCCGACGGACAAUCCACGCCUUUGAGCAGGCUGUCUCUCAGCUAAAGCUCACAUGCCCUAUAUUCGUUACGCAAAACGAUGGAACCAUUCUACCUGCUAGUGCAGCUGCUCGACUCCCCAUACGGACAUUUUCCAGCGGCCCGACAAACAGCAUGCGUGGUGCUGCAUUCCUAAUGCAGGACCAAAAGAUCGAUGAAGCCAUGAUGGUGGUGGACAUUGGCGGAACUACCACUGAUGUUGGCUUACUUCAGAAGAAUGGUUUUCCGAGGCAAGCUGCUGCCUUUAGCGAGAUUGCGGGCGUCCGUACCAACUACUCGUAUCCCGAUGUUAGAAGCAUCGGCCUCGGAGGCGGCUCUAUUGUUGGACGCGACAAGGAUGGCAAGAUCACAGUCGGACCUGAAAGCGUCGGGUACCAGAUCCAAAGCAAGGCCUUGGUGUUCAAAGGCGAUGUCCCAACCGCUACGGACUACACGGUCCUCGGCGACCAGGAUCUGACUAUCGGAGACCGUGCACUGGUUGAUAGUACUGAACUGAGGGACUCUUUGGCAGAAUUUAAAGACAAGGUCAAAUCUAUGCUCGAGACCAUUGUCGACACCAUGAAGACAUCUCCUGGAGAUAUCCCAGUUGUCCUCGUCGGAGGCGGCGCCAUCAUCGCGCCUGACGAAUUGACUGGGGCUAGCCGCGUCGUCAAGCCAAACUGGUCAGGGGUAGCUAACGCCAUAGGUGCAGCGACAGCCAGGGUAGGCGGAGUGGUAGACUCUGUUGAGAACACGGAGGGGAAGAGCGUGGCGGAAGUGACCGCGGCGGUCUCUCAACGCGCAGUUGAGGCCGCCGUUGCCAGCGGUGCGCUCCGUGAGACAGUUGCCAUUGCCGAAGUUGAGACCUUCCCACUACAGUAUAUUGCCAACAAAUUGAGGAUAAUUGUCAAGGCUGUCGGCGAUUACGAUUUCUCCAGGACGGGCUUCGCAUCUGAAACAGUGUCCAUAGAAAACGGAGGCGAAGACGGAUUCGCCGAUGACACAGAUGACAUCACUAGGAAGACGGCGGACAACCAUAUGGCGGAUGAUUCCCCUGACUCGUCCACAAUGGUGUUCACCAAGGAGUACAUCAACUCGUACAAGCCAACCGUCCUCAACCGAGAGUGGGUUCUUUCAGAGACGGACUUGCAGUUCAUCACCAUAGGCUGCUAUAUCCUUGGAACAGGUGGUGGCGGGAGCCCAUACCAGCACUACCUCCGUCUGCGCGAGAUGGUUCGAGGAGGGGCUAAGCUUCGCGUCAUAUCCCCGAGAGAUCUCAAGGACGAUGACAUUGUGGCCUGUGGUGGAGGAAAGGGGUCACCCCAGGUUUCGAUUGAGAAACCAUAUGGAGAUGAAAUGAUGGAGUCUCAACGAGAGCUUUAUGCGUUCCUCAACAAAAAGCCGGAUGCAGUCAUUCCUCUGGAGAUUGGCGGCGGAAACGGCUUGCAGGGUCUCAUCAUCGGUGCCUCCACAAAUCUUGAUAUCCCGGCCAUCGACGGUGACUGGAUGGGUCGGGCAUAUCCCGUUUCAUGGCAGACGACCCCCGUUGUCUUUGAGAAGAAGGCCAUGAUGGUACCGACCUGCAUAUCGGACGGAAAUGGGAGAAUCAUUUUCAUGACCAAGGCUCCCACUGAGCUCGAUAUCGAGCGUGCUCUGAGGGCCGCCCUAUCACAGAUGGGAUCGCACGUCGGCUGCGCGAAAGGACCCGUCUCCGGCAAGAACACCAAAGAGUGGGUUAUCGAAAACACAAUGUCGCUUUCAUGGCGUAUCGGCCGUGCGGUUGCCCUCUCGCGAUGCAACAAUACAGUUGACACAGUUGCCGAUUCCAUUAUUGCCGAGGUUGGCGGCGACAAGUCCGCAAAGCUUCUGUUCAAGGGCAAGAUUGUCGGCGUCGAGAGGGUGACAAGGAUGGGUCACGCCUAUGGAGAAGUCAUUAUCGAGUCGACGGCCGGUAAGGACUCCAAGGAGAAACUGAUCAUUCCGUUCAAAAAUGAAAACAUUUAUGCCAAGAAGAUUGGGUCUGAUGGUAAAGAAGAGAUCCUUGCCGUUGUGCCUGAUCUUGUCUGUGUCAUUGACGCCCAGAACGGCGAGGCACUAGGGACCCAAGAGUAUCGAUACGGCUUGCCUGUGAUUGUUCUUGGGAUCACUGCUUCCGAAAAAUGGACGUCGACUGAGAGAGGUAUCGAAAUUGGUGGACCCAAGGGAUUCGGGUUUAAUGACCUUGAAUAUAAGGCCCUAGGCACGUUCUCGAAGCCACGCAGUGUCAUCGAUGAGUUUUCUAGAUAG